AUUAGACCAAAGGGACAGCCGGACAGGAGACUGCUCGAUUUUACUUUCGGAUUUACCAGUUACGUUAAUUAGACCAAAGGGACAAGAGACUGCUCGAUUUUACUUCGGAUUUUCAGAUUUGUAGUGAUGACAAUGAAAGGACAGAAAUCAAAAGCUGGCUCUGGGAAAACUGAGAAGCUUGCUAUAAGGAAGCAAAAAGUGAAGAGAGUUAAGGAUCCCAACAAGCCUAAAAGGCCUCCCAGCGCUUUUCUCCUCUUCAUGGAAGUGUUUAGAGAAGAGUACAGAAAACAACACCCAGACAACAAAAGAGUUGGUGUUGUUGGGAGAGCUGCGGGAGAUAAAUGGAGGUCUAUGAGUGAAGAGGAGAAAGCCCCCUACAUAGAUAAAGCAGAGGAAAAGAAGGAGGAUUAUGAAAAACAGAUGACAGCUUAUAAUGAGAAAUCGAAGCAAGAGAACGAUGAACAUUCUGAAUAGGAGGAUGAUAUCCACAUAGGUUAUUUAUAGAUUUUAUGGGACUAUUGUUGUUAUUCUUUUAGUACUCCCCAUAUAUUUUGCUUGAUUUUAGUAGUAAGUCACUAGUAUAUAGCUUCUAUAAUGUUGCUUCUACUAUAGACUGUAGUUGAUAGAUUGGGAUGAAAGUAUAUAUGGUUUCUCUGCUUAACUAUUAGUUUUUGAGUACUCUGUAUUUUCGGUUCAAUUAUUUAUAGUUUUCUACAUGG
Ipomoea triloba (trilobed morning glory) is the source of this 719-nucleotide messenger RNA. Its product is annotated as HMG1/2-like protein. The transcript is spliced from 7 exons. The record is from RefSeq and is a predicted model, not a curated record. Bases 127 to 474 code for a protein of 115 amino acids. Lineage: Eukaryota; Viridiplantae; Streptophyta; Magnoliopsida; Solanales; Convolvulaceae.